AGCCAGGCCUGAAAAGAUGAUGAUGCAUCGAAACACCUUUAACAUUAAAAAAAACAUAUUGAUUUAAUGAUUUUUUAGAGUAUAAAAGAUUCGAAUGGGUUGAGAUAAAUUAUCAGUUCCUUAAGAAUACUCAAGUAACCAACAACAUGUUCAAAUUCGUCGUAGUCGCCGCUAUUUUCGGUCUUGCCGCCGCUGCUGGUUCUUUGGACAGCGAUGCUCACGCUGAGGUUAAGUCUCUUGAAAGCGAUAUCUCCCCCGAAGGUGCUUUCCGUUAUGCUUUCCAAACCUCAAACGGAAUUGAUGUCAGCUCAACUGGUGAUGCCAAUGCCAUCCAAGGAUCAUACAAAUACAUUUCACCCGAAGGUGUUGCCGUCGUCGUGAACUACAUUGCUGAUGCUGAAGGUUUCAAGCCAUCCGGUGACCUUCCAACACCACCACCAAUCCCAGAGGCUAUUAUCCGUUCCCUUGCUUGGAACGCUGCUCACCCACAAUCCGAGAGCGACAUCAUCAAGAGCAGGCCUGCUUUGGUUGCAAACAAGUUCGGAAGGAGGUUUUAAGUACUAAAUACCUUUAGAUUGUAGUGAUAAAAAAUGCAAUAAACAUGUUGCUUUGGUUACACAAAA
Messenger RNA from Eupeodes corollae, 623 nucleotides. Its product is annotated as larval cuticle protein 2-like. The record is from RefSeq and is a predicted model, not a curated record. The coding region runs from base 147 to 557 and encodes 136 amino acids. The transcript is spliced from 2 exons. NCBI's taxonomy places the organism in Eukaryota, Metazoa, Arthropoda, Insecta, Diptera, Syrphidae. Gene Ontology annotation, cellular component: chitin-based extracellular matrix. Gene Ontology annotation, molecular function: structural constituent of chitin-based larval cuticle.